AGAACAUGUUCUGAAAGAAAAAAUCCUCUCUUCUUAAAGAUAAUAACAACAUGUUGAUUGGAAGCAUUGUUGGAGCCAUCUCUGGAUUGAAACAUGGAGGGAAGAAAAUCCAUGGAACUGUGGUCUUAAUGAGAGACAAUGUCUUAGACUUCAAUGAUUUCGGUUCCACUGUUCUUGAUAAUCUUCAUGAGCUUUUAGGUGGUGGCGUUUCUCUUCAACUCGUUAGCGCUCAACAUGGUGACCCUUCAAAAGAAUUUCAAGGGAAAGUGGGAGAAGCAGCAUAUUUAGAGAAUUGGAUUGGGAAUACAAUACUUCCAAUAUUUGCUGGAGAAACAGCCUUUAGUAUUACAUUUGAUUGGGAUGAAGAAAUAGGAAUUCCAGGUGCUUUCUUCAUAACUAAUCAACACUUCAGUGAAUUCUUUCUCAAAUCUCUCACUCUUGACGAUGUUCCUGGCCAUGGAAGAAUCCACUUUGAUUGCAAUUCUUGGGUUUAUCCUGCCGAUAAAUACCAAACCCCUCGUAUUUUCUUCGCCAAUCAGGCAUACCUUCCCAAUGAAAUGCCAAAGCCACUUGUGAAGUAUAGGGUAGAUGAAUUACUGAACCUUAGGGGAAAUGGAAAAGGAGAGAGAAAGGAAUGGGAUAGAAUAUAUGAUUACGAUGUAUACAAUGAUAUCGGCGAUCCAGAUAGCAAUUUGGACCUCAGUCGUCCUGUACUUGGAGGUUCAUCAAAAUAUCCUUAUCCUCGUAGAGGAAGAACCGGAAGACCACCUUCCAAAAAAGAUCCGAAAAGUGAAAGUAGAUUAGCAAGUUCAAGUAAAGCAACAGAUGUGUAUGUUCCAAGAGAUGAAAGAUUUGGCCAUUUGAAGAUGUCAGAUUUUCUUGCAUAUGGUUUAAAAUCAAUAUCAAGAUCAAUAAAACCAAAGUUGGAAGAUCUGUUUGAUAGCACACCAGGGGAAUUUGAUGACUUUAAUGAUGUGUUUGAUCUUUAUGAGAAAGGUUUGCCUGUCCCAAGAACUUUGCUUCAAGGUAUCACUGAAAAUAUUCCGGCUCCUUUGCUUAAAGAAAUCUUUAGAACAGAUGGUGAAAGAUUUCUUAGAUUCCCUACUCCUCAACUUAUUCAUGAGGACAAAACUGCAUGGAGUACUGAUGAAGAAUUUGCAAGAGAAAUGUUAGCUGGAGUUAACCCAGUAGUCAUUGCUCGUCUUCAAGAAUUUCCACCUAAAAGCACAUUGGACCCUAACAUUUAUGGUGAUCAAACAAGCAAAAUAACUGAAGAACACAUACAAGAUGGCUUAGAUGGACUCACUGUGGAUGAGGCACUUGAGAAGAAGAAGCUAUACAUAUUGAAUCACCAUGAUUCAUUGAUACCAUAUCUCAGAAGAAUAAACACAACUCCAACAAAAACUUAUGCUACAAGAACAGUUUUGUUCUUGAAAAAUGAUGGGACUUUAAAGCCUUUGGCAAUUGAAUUAAGCUUACCGCAUCCCCAAGGAGAUGAAUUUGGAGUGAUUAGCAAAGUGAUUUUGCCUUCUAACACAGGAAUUGAUGCCUCAAUUUGGCAACUUGCUAAAGCUUAUGUUACUGUUAAUGAUACUGGCUACCAUCAACUCAUUAGCCAUUGGUUGAAUACUCAUGCAACAAUUGAACCAUUUGUGAUAGCAACAAACAGACAAUUGAGUGUUGUUCAUCCAAUUCACAAACUGCUUCUUCCUCAUUUUAGAGAUACGAUGAACAUUAAUGCUUUAGCAAGACAGUCUCUAAUUAAUGCUGAUGGGAUUAUUGAAACAACACAUUAUCCAUCUAAGUAUUCCAUGGAGAUGUCUUCUUUUGUUUAUAAAACUAAUUGGGUCUUCCCUCAACAAGCUCUCCCUGCUGAUCUAAUCAAAAGAGGAGUUGCAAUAGAGGAUUCAAACUCUCCCCAUGGACUUCAACUCCUAAUAGAAGAUUAUCCAUAUGCUGUUGAUGGUCUUGAGAUUUGGUCAGCAAUCAAAACAUGGGUACAAGAUUAUUGUUCUUUCUACUACAAAGAUGAUCAAACACUACACAAGGACACCGAGCUCCAAUCAUGGUGGAAAGAGCUUCGUGAGAAAGGCCAUGCAGACAAGAAAGAUGAACCAUGGUGGCCGAGAAUGGACUCCCUUCAAGACUUAGUCGAAACAUGUACAAUCAUUAUAUGGAUCUCUUCAGCUCUUCAUGCUGCAGUUAACUUUGGACAAUAUCCUUACGGUGGCUUUGCUCCCAACCGUCCAUCGACCAGUCGUCGAUUCCUACCUGAAAGUGGUACUUCUGACUACAAAGAACUCGAGUCAAACCCUGAGAAGGCGUUCUUGAGAACAAUCACUUCACAAUUGCAAGUCCUUGUGGGGGUGUCAGUUAUUGAGAUUUUGUCAAGACAUUCUUCAGAUGAAGUGUAUUUAGGGCAAAGAAGUAACCCUGAGUGGACUUUGGAUAAGGAAGCUUUGGAAGCAUUUGAGAAGUUUGGGGAAAAGUUGGGUGAAAUUGAAAGGAAAAUUGCUAUGAGAAAUAAAGAUCCUCAAUUGAAAAAUAGAGUUGGGCCUGUGGAUAUGCCAUAUACUUUGUUGUUUCCUACAAGUUCUGAAGGCCUCACAGGCAGAGGAAUUCCUAAUAGCAUUUCCAUUUAAAUGAAACCUUAGGUUUCAUUAUUUCAGUAAGGUUUCAUUAUUUCAAUUUAUCCGAGUGACAAACAUUAUAAGUUGUAGAAUAUACUUCUUGAUACAUCUUAGUAUAUGCAUCUUUUUGCAGCUCACUUCAACCUUAAGAAAUUGUCGUUAGACAAUUGAGUGAGUUGUACAAAAACAAGUACAAUCUAAGAUGUCCCAAAACCAAGUGCUUUCUAAGCAAGGUAUGUAUGGUUUGAAUGGGUUAGAUGGGUUAUGAUUUAUUGUUUUAUGUGUAUUUUUAUUGAUGAAUAAUCUUAUGGAAUGAUUGGUGUUUCAAUAAA
Messenger RNA from Cucumis melo (muskmelon), 2962 nucleotides. RefSeq names its product probable linoleate 9S-lipoxygenase 5. Gene Ontology annotation, biological process: lipid oxidation. NCBI's taxonomy places the organism in Eukaryota, Viridiplantae, Streptophyta, Magnoliopsida, Cucurbitales, Cucurbitaceae. Bases 51 to 2642 code for a protein of 863 amino acids. The transcript is spliced from 10 exons. The record is from RefSeq and is a predicted model, not a curated record. Gene Ontology annotation, molecular function: oxidoreductase activity, acting on single donors with incorporation of molecular oxygen, incorporation of two atoms of oxygen; metal ion binding; protein binding.